Molecule: messenger RNA, 1234 nt
Organism: Aricia agestis (brown argus)
Lineage: Eukaryota; Metazoa; Arthropoda; Insecta; Lepidoptera; Lycaenidae
Product: protein FAM50 homolog
Exons: 6
Coding region: 160-1182 (340 amino acids)
Biological process (GO): chromatin organization
Cellular component (GO): nucleus
Source: RefSeq, a predicted model, not a curated record
CCUGAUAACAACAUUUGUACGUCGAAGUUUCUUGAACUUUAGUAAUAUUUACAAUUUAUUUACUCUUUACGAUAUUUAGCGAGAGUUGGAUUACUUUUACAGCGGCAGAAUUCAAAUAUUUUAUAAAUAUUCGUACAGUGCGUUUAGUGGCGAACUACCAUGGCACACUAUAAAGGAGCAGCCUCCGAGGCUGGGAGGGCUAUGCAUCUCAUGAAAAAGAGAGAAAAAGCCCAGCAAGAGAUAGAACUCAGAAAGAAAAAAAUCGAGGAGGAUUUGAAAAUAGACAACAUUGAGAAUAAAUUCGCGACACAUUACGAUGCUGUUGAACAGCAACUCAAAAGUUCUACCAUUGGUCUGGUGACCCUGGAUGAGAUGAAAGCAAAACAAGAGCACAUUGUCCGUGAAAGAGAGAAAAAACUGGCACAGAAAAAAGCUGAAAAAGAAAAGGAGCGCCAAAAAGAAAUUGAGGCUAAACAAGCUCAGAAAAAUAAACAAAAGAGACAGAUACAAGCACUCUCUUUUGACUUAGACGAAGAGGAGGAAGAGGAUAGUGAAGAAUCAGCUGACUCUUCAUCAACACCAAAAGAGCAGUCUUGGAAAGAUAUUCAGGCAUUCAAAAAAGUUAAGAAGAAUCCUGAUGUGGAUACAUCUUUUUUGCCCGAUCGGGAAAGAGAAGAGGCUGAUCUAAAGCUGCGGGAGGAACUGAGAUUGGAAUGGGUGAUGACACAAGCAAGUCUCAAGGAUGAACCAAUUACUGUCACAUUCAGUUACUGGGAUGGCUCAGGACACAGGAGAAAUGUGACUUUGAAAAAGGGAAAUUCUAUUUAUCAAUUCUUACAAAGAUGUCUAGACACAUUGAGACCAGAGUUCAGUGAACUGAAAACGGUUUUGGCAGAUCAGCUCAUGUAUGUCAAAGAGGAUCUUAUACUGCCCCACCACUAUACAUUCUAUGACUUUAUUGUUACAAAGGCAAGGGGUAAGAGUGGCCCGCUGUUCCAAUUUGAUGCUUCAGAUGAUGUAAGACUUGUGAAUGAUGCAACGCAGGAAAAACAAGACUCUCAUGCUGGAAAAGUUCUUUUAAGAUCCUGGUAUGAGAGGAAUAAGCACAUAUUUCCUGCCUCCAGAUGGGAACCCUACGAUCCAACUAAGACUUAUUCGAAAUAUACAGUCAAGGGAAAAUAAUUUUUCCGAAUAUUUCAUACAUUGAUUGUAAGAUAUUAAAAUUUAAGACUAC